CCAGGCGCCGGUUGCGAAGCUAAGCUGCCCUGGCGCCGCCAGGCUCCUACGACCGGUUGCCCGAGUGGAUCGGCUGCCCGAGCGGCGCCCAGUCGUCCAUGGCUCAGCUGGAGGAACGAUCACCCACCGCGGAGGAGGAGGCCCCGGCGCCACAAACACAGCUGACGACAGUGCCGGAGGAGGCCCGGCCGGUGUCGGUGGGCUCGUCGCAGGCCCCGACCGCAGACGACGGGUUCUUCGAGGAAACGCGCGCGCGCGGCCUCGCGGCGCUGCGCGAGGCGACGGCGUACCUGAGGACGACGCCGACGAAGGCGACGCCGCGGCAGGAGCCCGCGGCCGUGGUCGCCGCCGACGACGCGCUCCAGCAGCUGGCGUCGGCCGACGAGGCGGAGCGCGCCUACGCGGCUUUUUCGGCUUCGCUCGAGCUCCCGGGCGCGCGCGACGCCUUCGCGGAUUUGUUGAAUCGCGAGCAGGCGGAGGAGGUCCUCUGUUCGGCGCUCGCGAACCUGAGCGCGGCCGAGGCGACGUCGAAGCCCCUCGCCAAGGCCGCGCGGAAGUUAUUGAGACACCCAAAGGGAACCGUGCGCGCCGACGCGGCGCGGUACCUCGGGGGCUUCGUCGACGUCAUCGACGACAAGGCGCGCGAGGGCCUCACGCAGCUCGCGCGGCUCGACCCCGACGCCAACGUACGAAAAGAGUCCACCUGGGCCCUGCAGCGGCUGGGCCGGGAUGAGGUUGAGGAGGACGCGCCCGCCGCGGACGAGCCGCCCGAGGCGGCGCCGCGCGAGGCGCCCGCGGACUUGGAUGAUGCCGACGAGGUGUUGAGAAGGAGCGACGAGCCCAUCGCGCGGCUCAUGCGCGAGGCGAGCGAAUCCAAAAAAAAGAAGGGGAACCCCAAGCCGAAACCUUCGCCCGUGCGGCGACGGAAUAGAAGGAGCCGGCGGCGGGUCCUGGAGGUCUCGGAGGACGACUCCGCCAGGGGACGCGCGCGCCUGCCGACGCUGCCCCGCGGCGCCUCGGCAUAAACUAGGA
Molecule: messenger RNA, 1032 nt
Organism: Pelagomonas calceolata
Lineage: Eukaryota; Pelagophyceae; Pelagomonadales; Pelagomonadaceae
Source: the annotation of a GenBank genome assembly